This is a messenger RNA of Dama dama (fallow deer), 972 nucleotides long. Its product is annotated as olfactory receptor 2T8-like. Gene Ontology annotation, cellular component: membrane. Gene Ontology annotation, molecular function: olfactory receptor activity; G protein-coupled receptor activity. Bases 40 to 972 code for a protein of 310 amino acids. Gene Ontology annotation, biological process: G protein-coupled receptor signaling pathway. The record is from RefSeq and is a predicted model, not a curated record. NCBI's taxonomy places the organism in Eukaryota, Metazoa, Chordata, Mammalia, Artiodactyla, Cervidae. The transcript has a single exon.
UCUAUUUCUCCAUUUGCAGCAUCACUCUUGUUUGAAAUCAUGGAAAACUGGAAUAUCACUGCAGAUUUCAUUCUCCUAGGUCUCUUUAACCACACUGGAGCCCACCGAUUUCUCUUUGUGUUGGUUCUUAUAAUUGCCUUCACUUCCCUAGUUGGCAAUGCCCUCAUGCUUCUCCUGAUUCUCCUGGACCCCCGACUCCACAGGCCCAUGUACUUCCUACUGAGCCAACUCUCCCUCAUGGACCUGAUGCUGAUUUCCACCAUUGUGCCCAAAUUGGCUGUUGACUAUUUGACCGGCAGGAAGUUUAUCUCCCCUGCUGGCUGUGGGUUCCAGAUCUUCUUCUUUGUCACUUUAGGAGGGGGUGAGUGCUUCCUCUUGGCAGCUAUGUCCUAUGACCGCUAUGUUGCUGUUUGUCAUCCACUGAGAUACCCAGUCCUCAUGAGUUGGAAAUUAUGCCUCAGUAUGAUUUUGGGAUCUUGGUUCCUUGGCACAGCUGAUGGGCUCAUGCAGGCUGCUGCUACCCUGAAUUUCUCAUUUUGCAGUGCCCGAGAGAUUGAUCAUUUCUUUUGUGAGGCCCCCACUCUGGUGCGUUUAGCUUGUGCUGACACUUCUGUCUUUGAGUAUGUCAUGUACAUCUGCUGUGUGUUAAUGCUCCUGAUCCCCAUUUUCCUCAUCUUGAUCUCCUAUUGUCUCAUCCUUGCUGCUGUUCUCCAGAUGCAUUCUAAUGAAGCCCGCAAGAAGGCAUUUGCCACCUGCUCUUCACACCUGUCUGUGGUGGGACUCUUUUUUGGAGCUGGCAUUUUUACCUACAUGAGACCUAAAUCCUACAGGUCAGCUAACUACAGUAAGGUUGUGUCAGUGUACUAUACUAUCUUCACCCCUGUGCUGAACCCCCUCAUCUAUAGUCUGAGGAACAGUGAGGUCAAGGGAGCUCUACAAAAGUGUAUGGAUCGAUGUGCUGCCUGUGAAUAA